UUUUAAUUAUAGGAAGAUCGCAUAUAAGACGGAAAAGAAAAUAAAUGGCUUGCUGUUAUAAAUGGUAUGGUUCCGUGAAGGUAACCCAUUGCGAUAGAAACCUAAUGGGUACUAAGUAAAUCAGCUGUCCGGCAAUAAAAACCUAUCGAUAUCAACUUAUUUUGACGAUCAUGUCCAAGCAGGUGUUGGCUAAAAUCCGGCCAUCCUCGAGCCUUAUCCUGCUAGCCAAGGACGAGGCGCCGAAACAAAAACUCUUUGAUUACAAUGCUUUGUUGCUGACGCGUACUCAAAAGUCCAGCUUUAUGCCGGAGUCGUCAGUUUUUCCAGGAGGAGUUUGCGAUGUCACGGACAGUUCACCAGCCUGGUUGGAGCUCUUUCAUCGUAGCAACAUUAACUCUGCCAAGUUACGUGAUUUGAGCCACGUGAAUGGUCCACGGCCAGAUAUUUUCCAGCCAAAGGAGACCGAUAAAGAAAUAGACCCGAAUCUGUCUCUUCGGUUGACGGCUAUUCGGGAAACCUUCGAAGAGCUUGGCAUUUUAUUGUGCCGGGACAAAAAGUCAUUAUCUUCCACCAGCGGAUACGGAAAAUUCUACGAUCAAUUUGAUCGCGCCCGUUGGCAACAUGUGGUCCACAAUGACGCCAGCCAGUUCCUGGAAUUGUGCAACCAUCUUGAUGUUGUUCCGGAUGUCUGGUCACUUUUCGAGUGGUCCGUCUGGCGAACGCCCUCAACAUUUAAAAAACGUUUUGAGACGGCCUUCUUUUUAACGGCUUUGGAGGAGCAGCCUGAGGUUCAAAUCGAACCCAAUGAAGUGAAAGAUUGUGCGUGGCGAUCCCCAUUGGAUUACCUUAAAGCAUGCCUAAGGAAAGAGCUGUGGCUACCACCACCCCAGUUCUAUGAGCUCAGUCGUUUUCUGAACUUUAGCUCUCUGGAAGGACUUCGAACGUUCGCUGAGGAGCGAUCUGCCAAAGGCACGGAUCUGAUCCACCCAGUUAUGUUCAAAUGCACAGAUGGCACUGUGCAUCUCUUACCUGGGGACGCUUUAUAUCCCACUGAUGCGGAUGUUACCUCAGACAAAAUCGAGACUGGUUUGUCAGUCGAGGAUUUCCGGUUGCUGGCCAAGGGAAAAUUGCACAGAUCAGAGCAUUGGAACCAGUAUCAGUCGAAGCUGUUAAUUAAUUUUGAGCGGGGCGAUGGUCAGGUUCACCCCUUAGACCCAAGUAAACUGUAAUGGAUAACCAUAUUUGUUUACAAAUUUUCAUUAAAUGUUAUUACUGUUUUGUAAA
Drosophila bipectinata is the source of this 1284-nucleotide messenger RNA. Its product is annotated as acyl-coenzyme A diphosphatase NUDT19. Lineage: Eukaryota; Metazoa; Arthropoda; Insecta; Diptera; Drosophilidae. The record is from RefSeq and is a predicted model, not a curated record. Gene Ontology annotation, molecular function: hydrolase activity, acting on acid anhydrides, in phosphorus-containing anhydrides. Gene Ontology annotation, cellular component: mitochondrion.